GAUCCGUUGGAGUAACGUUGUAUAUAUACAUUCAUGCAACUCUAACCUUGCACAUCUAAAUAAAUGAAAUUAUUACGUAUAGAUUUGUUUUUUAUGCAAUACAAAAUAUAGAAAUAUGAAAAUCAGCGUUGAUGGUUUACUUGUAUAUUUUCCGUACGAUUAUAUUUAUCCAGAACAGUAUGCAUAUAUGCUCGAGCUUAAGCGAGGCUUGGAUGCAAAAGGACACUGUUUGUUGGAAAUGCCCUCAGGCACUGGCAAAACCAUAACUCUUUUAUCAUUAAUUGUAGCAUAUAUGCUGGAAAAUCCAUUAGAUAUUACAAAAUUAAUUUAUUGCUCUCGUACAGUACCAGAAAUAGAAAAGGUUAUAGAAGAAUUAAAAAAGCUUAUGGAUUAUUAUGAAAAAGAAGCAGGAAAUAAACCAAAAAUUGUUGGGCUGGUACUUAGUUCAAGAAAAAAUAUGUGCAUUCAUCCAGAGGUAAGCAGAGAACGCGAAGGUAAAAUUGUAGAUGGACGCUGUCAUGCUUUAACAGCAUCAUAUAUUCGUGAAAGACAUAAUUAUGAUGAAUCUACACCAAUCUGUAACUUUUAUGAAGGAUUCGAUAUGGAGGGGAAAGAACAAAUGAUGCCACCAGGCAUAUAUUCUAUUGAUGACUUGAAAGAAUAUGGUAGAGAUCGUAAUUGGUGUCCAUAUUUUCUUGCAAGGUUUACAAUUUUACAUGCUCAAAUUGUAGUAUACAGUUAUCAUUAUUUACUGGAUCCUAAAAUUGCAGAAAGCGUAUCAAAAGAAUUAAGCAAAAGUUCUGUAGUAGUUUUUGAUGAAGCUCACAACAUAGAUAAUGUAUGUAUUGAUUCAAUGAGUGUAAAAAUAAACAGAAGAAUCUUAGAAAAAAGUUCUGCUAAUAUACAAUUUCUUGAGAAAACAGUGACAGAGAUGAGAGAAGAUGAUGCAAAUAAAUUAAAAGAGGAAUACGAAAGAUUAGUAGAAGGAUUAAAAGACGCGCGAGUCGCAAGAGAAACUGAUAUUAUCUUGGCUAAUCCUGUUUUACCAGAUGAAGUUUUACAAGAGGUAGUUCCUGGUAACAUAAGAAAUGCAGAACAUUUUAUCUGCUUUUUGAAACGAUUUGUAGAAUAUUUAAAAACGCGUUUACGUGUACAACACGUUGUUCAAGAAUCGCCUGCUGCAUUUUUACGAGAUGUUCAAGCAAAAGUUUCAAUAGAACGUAAACUUUUACGAUUUUGCGCUGAACGAUUAGGUUCUUUUUUACGUACCAUGGAAAUAACAGAUCUAACUGAUUUUUCACCAAUAAUUUUGGUGACUCAUCUUGCAACAUUAGUCUCUACAUAUACCAAAGGAUUUACGAUCAUAGUAGAACCGUUUGAUGAUAAAUCGCCUACAGUUUUGAAUCCGAUUCUUCAUUUCAGUUGUUUAGAUUCGUCCAUUGCGAUGAAACCUAUAUUUGAUCGGUUUCAAUCAGUAGUUAUUACCUCAGGAACAUUGUCUCCAUUAGAUAUGUAUCCUAAAAUUUUAAAUUUUCACCCGGUUAUAAUGUCGUCUUUUACAAUGACAUUAGCUAGACCAUGUCUUUUACCUAUGAUUGUAGGAAAAGGUAAUGAUCAAGUUACAAUUUCAUCAAAGUAUGAAACAAGAGAAGAUGUUGCUGUUAUAAGAAACUAUGGCCAGCUAUUGGUUGAAUUUGCUGCUACUGUUCCUGAUGGAUUAGUCUGUUUCUUCACUUCUUAUUUUUACAUGGAAUCUGUAGUAGCUGCAUGGUACGACCAAGGCGUGGUGGACCAACUUCAGAGGCAUAAAUUAUUAUUCAUUGAAACUCAAGAUUCUGCCGAAACGAGUUUAGCUCUGAUAAAUUAUAUAAAGGCUUGCGAAAAUGGAAGGGGUGCUGUUCUUCUUUCCGUAGCGCGUGGAAAAGUAUCAGAAGGGGUUGAUUUUGAUCAUCAUUUAGGAAGAGCAGUUCUAAUGUUCGGGAUACCUUAUGUAUAUACACAAUCACGUAUUUUAAAAGCACGAUUAGAGUAUCUUCGUGAUCAAUUUCAAAUAAGAGAAAAUGAUUUCUUGACAUUUGACGCGAUGAGGCAUGCGGCACAAUGUGUCGGUAGAGCAAUUAGAGGCAAAACUGAUUAUGGUAUUAUGGUCUUUGCAGAUAAGAGAUUUUCAAGGAUAGAUAAACGAAGUAAAUUACCAAAAUGGAUACAGGAACAUCUAACUGAUAAUUUAUGUAACUUGUCAACCGAGGAGGCUGUACAGAUAAGUAAACGCUGGUUACGUCAAAUGGCUCAGCCAUUCACACGCGAAAAUCAAUUAGGAUUGUCAUUAUUGACACGAGAACAGCUUGAAAAAGAAGAAUAUGGUAAAAUAGAAGAACAAGCACAGCAAAAUUAAAUAUUUUAAUGUUAUAUUUAUAAUAAAUUGUUUGUGCCAUUCUUAAAUACGAUAUGUAGUUUGUACUUUGUAUUAUAGUGAGAAAAGGAAAUAAUUAUAAAAGAUUGUAACAAAAAUAAUUUUUUUAACAAUAUAUAAUUUUUGUAAGCUAUUAA
Osmia bicornis bicornis is the source of this 2550-nucleotide messenger RNA. RefSeq names its product general transcription and DNA repair factor IIH helicase subunit XPD (gene Xpd). Gene Ontology annotation, biological process: nucleotide-excision repair; transcription by RNA polymerase II; positive regulation of mitotic recombination. Gene Ontology annotation, cellular component: nucleus. The record is from RefSeq and is a predicted model, not a curated record. The transcript has 13 exons. Gene Ontology annotation, molecular function: damaged DNA binding; DNA helicase activity; hydrolase activity, acting on acid anhydrides, in phosphorus-containing anhydrides. Lineage: Eukaryota; Metazoa; Arthropoda; Insecta; Hymenoptera; Megachilidae. The coding region runs from base 116 to 2395 and encodes 759 amino acids.